AUGGCAGCCUCAAGCGAGAACCAGUACGUUGAAACUGAAAUGCAGGACGAUAGAGAGUCGUUGGAGGAGGACGAAGAGCUAAUGCUGGAGACUUUACCGAGAUUGCCAUCGCCAAAUCAAGGAAACUUGGCCGAUGGAGUUGCUGGAGCUGAGACGAAUGAUGUGUGGAAUUUGAGUCGAAGGUUUCGCCAGGUCGUUGUUCAAAACGCCAUGGCCACUAAUGAUCAGGAUAACUAUAAACUUCUUUCUGCUAUUAGAGAACGUCUCGAUAGGGUUGGAUUGGAGGUGCCAAAGGUGGAGGUAAGGUUCCAGAACUUGAAAGUUGUGGCUGAUGUUCAAACGGGGUCAAGAGCUUUACCUACAUUGAUUAAUGUUACUCGUGAUUUGUUCCAGAGACUACUAAGUAGUUUGAGAAUAUUUAGACCUCAGAGAUACUCUUUGAACAUCUUGAACGACAUCAGUGGUGUUGUGAAGCCGGGAAGGAUGACCCUGCUCUUGGGGCCACCUGGUUCUGGGAAAUCCACCUUGCCUUUAGCUCUGGCUGGGAAACUUAGCAGGAACUUGGAGAAAAGUGGUGAUAUUACCUACAAUGGCCACAAACUCCAUGAAUUUCAUGUUCAAAGGACUUCCGCAUACAUCAGCCAAAUGGAUCAUUACAUUGCUGACGUCACUGUACGAGAAACCAUGGAUUUUGCUGCCAGAUGUCAGGGUUCUAGUGAUGCCUUUGCAGGAUAUUUGAAGGAUCUGAUCCGUUUAGAGAAGGAAAGGAACAUUCGUUCGAAUCCAGAGAUUGAUGCUUUCAUGAUGGCCUCUUGUGGAGGUGAAAAGCAUAGUGUUUUAACAGACUAUGUCUUGCAAAUGCUUGGUCUUGAUAUAUGUUCAGAAACAGUGGUCGGUGACGAUAUGCUUAGAGGUGUAUCCGGUGGUCAGAGAAAAAGAGGUACUACAGGAGAAAUGUUUGUUGGACCAAGAAAAACCCUAUUUACAGAUGAAAUAUCCAAUGGACUUGACAGCUCUACUACAUUCAAGAUUGUGAAAUGUGUAAAGAAUUUUGCUCAGCAAAUGGAUGCUACUGUACUAAUGGCUCUUCUUCAGCCGGCACCUGAGACAUUUGAGCUGUUUGAUGACCUGCUGCUAUUAUCAGAGGGGUAUCUGGUAUAUCAGGGCCCCCAAGCAGAGGUUUCAGAGUUUUUUGAGUCUUUAGGAUUUCGAUUGCCGGCACGUAAAGCGGUUGCAGAUUUCCUUCAAGAGGUACUCUGUGACUUCUAAAAAAAUCAAGCUCAGUACUGGGCAGAUCCCUCAAGACAAUACCAAUUCCUUCCUGUUUCAGAAAUGGCAAAUGCUUUUAAAAUUUCCAACUAUGGAAGGUCUCUACAGACCACGCUUGCUGUUCCAUAUGAUAAAUCUAGGAAUCAUCCUGCAGCUUUGUCCAAAACAAAAUAUGCUGUAUCAAAAUGGGAGCUCUUUAGACUAUGCUUUGCAAGAGAAGUGCUGCUCAUUAGCAGGCGUUGUUUCUUUUAUAUUUUUAGGGCAUGCCAGGUUGCAUUUCUGGGAUUCAUCACAUGCACCAUGUUCUUAAGAACAAGACUACAUCCCACAGAUGAGGAAAAUGGCAGCCUCUAUCUCUCUUGCCUGUUUUUUGGGAUGGUGCAAAUGAUGUUCAAUGGAUUUUUUGAGCUAACUAUGACGAUAUCUCGACUCCCAGUUUACAAGCAACGGGAUAAUUUCUUUCAUCCUGCAUGGGAUUGGCCUUGGUCUUUUGCCAAAUGGACUCUCGGAGUGCCUUUCUCCAUCAUCUAGACUGUUGAAUGGAGUUGUCUUGUGUAUUAUACAGUUGGUUUUUCCCCUGCUGCUUGUAGAUUUUUCCGUUACAUGUUGUUGAUUUUUUCCACACAUCAAAUGGCAUUGAGUCUUUACCGCAUGAUGCAUGCUACUGCCCCAGAUAUGGUCAUUGCUAAUACUUUUGGGGCAUCUGCUAUUUUAUUGGUGUUUCUUAAUUCAGAAAAGAUUGAGCCAUGGUGGUCCUGGGCCUUUUGGGUGUCACCACUAUCCUAUGGGCAGCGUGCAUUUUCUGUUAACAAAUUUUCUGCUACAAGGUGGAAGGAGAAAUCUGCUAUUGAAGACAACUCAGUAGGCUACAAUGUUCUCCAUUUGCAUAGUCUACCUGAUGAUGAUCAUUGGUACUGGGUUGGAAUUGAGGCUUUGCUACUUUAUGCAUUUCUUUUCAACAACAUUCUGACAAUGGCUCUGGCCUACCUUCAUCAGUUGAUUCUGCCAUUUCAACCAUUAAUAAUGAGUUUCCAUAACGUCAAUUACUCUGUGGAUAUGCCCAAGGCAAUGAGUUUGGAAGGUGAACCAACAAAGAAGCUCCAACUCUUAUCAAAUGUGAGUGGAGUAUUCUCACCAGGUGUUCUGAUCGCAUUAGUUGGGUCAAGUGGAGCAGGAAAGACCACGUUAAUGGAUGUGCUGGCUGGUAGAAAAACUGGUGGUUACAUAGAAGGGGAUAUUAGAAUAUCAGGUCAUCCAAAAGAGCAACGAACAUUUGCUAGAAUUUCAGGGUAUGUUGAACAAAAUGACGUACAUUCUCCUCAGGUGACAGUUGAGGAGUCCCUUUGGUUCUCUUCUUGUCUUCGUUUGCCAAAGGAAGUUAGCAAAGAUCAAAGAAAUGUGUUUGUUGAAGAAGUAAUGAGAUUAGUAGAGCUUGAUUCUUUAAGGCAUGCUUUGAUUGGUUUGCCAGAUAGUUCUAGUUUAACAACAGAACAAAGAAAACGCUUAACAAUAGCAGUGGAACUUGUUGCAAAUCCUUCUAUUAUUUUUAUGGAUGAACCCACAUCUGGACUUGAUGCAAGAGCUGCAGCCAUUGUGAUGCGAACUGUUCGCAAUACUCUUGAUACUGGACGAACCGUAGUUUGCACCAUUCAUCAACCAAGUAUUGACAUAUUUGAAGCAUUUGAUGAGAUUGGUCAGCUUAUAAAUGAGGGGCAGGUUAUAUACGGAGGGAAGCUUGGGAUAAACUCAAAGACUGCGAUAGAUUAUUUGCAGGGGGUUCAUGGAGUUGCUCCAAUUCCAUGUGGCUACAAUCCAGCAACUUGGAUGCUUGAGGUUACUACUCCUGCCGUUGAAGAGAAAAUUGGAGUAGACUUUGCAGAUGUAUACAAAAACUCUGAGCAAUACAGGGAAGUAGAAUAUUCCAUUAAAAAUUUGAGUGUUCCACCUGCUGGCUCAGAACCAUUGAAGUUUUCUACAUAUUCACAAGAUCAGCUUUCCCAAUGUUGGAUUUGUCUUUGGAAGCAAAAUCUUGUAUAUUGGAGAAGUCCUGAGUACAAUGCUGUGAGGGUAGCCUUUACAAUGGUGGCUGCAUUGGUUUUUGGCUCCAUAUUUUGGGAUGUUGGUUCACACAGGUAAAUUUCUUCUCUGAUCUCAUUAACCGGGUUAUGUUCAAAUAUUAAAGAUUUAUUGAUGGUUAUGGGAGCUCUGUAUGCUGCAUCCUUGUUUCUCGGGGUGAAUAAUGCUUCAUCAGUGCAGCCUAUCGAUAAAAUUCCUCAACUUCCAGAAUCGAUAAUGCAGAAACCACAUAUAAAAAAGUGCCAUAUGAUAUGGACAUGGUGA
Molecule: messenger RNA, 3609 nt
Organism: Pistacia vera
Lineage: Eukaryota; Viridiplantae; Streptophyta; Magnoliopsida; Sapindales; Anacardiaceae
Product: ABC transporter G family member 31-like
Cellular component (GO): membrane
Molecular function (GO): ATP hydrolysis activity; ABC-type transporter activity; ATP binding
Source: RefSeq, a predicted model, not a curated record